AUGCCUAGAAGUCCUCUUAACACAUUUCUGCUUUUAUCUGUAUUGAUUGUAUGUGUUAGUUGUGUGAAUGUGUUGAUCAAUGUUAAAGAUCUUCCAACAGAUUCUGUAAUAGAGAUAUCUGGUGAGAACCCAAUUACCGUAAUUAUUCCAAGUAGAAAUUACACAGCACCUGUUGCUUUAGGAUGUAAAAUUUAUUCGUUGAAGGUUUCAUUGGACAAACCUUACUACAGAGGAAAUACUCCUGCUAGAACAGAUAUUCAAAACAUUUACUUUGGAUAUCGUGCUAGAUACAGAACAUUGGACAAUAGAUGUAUCGGUGUUGGUUCUGACUGGAGUUUGUAUCCCUAUGCAGAUGGUGCUGAAAGUGUUUGCAAUUGUUCAAUGAUAUUCACAGUUUUCCAUACAGGAUUAGGAUUCAUCGAUAAUUCAACAAUACCAGAUGAAUAUUAUCCCUUGACCAUUAGUAUCACACCAAGUUUCAAGAAUUACAAAAAUGAGCAAUACUCCUACUGCACUGCUAACACACCUUCUUGUUCCAAACAAUACUGUACAUGUACUACAUUGGGAGGCAACAAUUUUGAUGAAAAUCGUUUCUUGUACCCUCCCAUUAGCACAUCAACUAGUACAAGGAGUGUCUCUUCAGCUCGACCAAUUUCACAAAAUAUUUAUUUAAUAGUUUUAUUGAUUUUCUUCAUUUUGUAUAUUCAAUAA
Naegleria gruberi is the source of this 711-nucleotide messenger RNA. RefSeq lists its product as uncharacterized. The record is from RefSeq and is a predicted model, not a curated record. The coding region runs from base 1 to 711 and encodes 236 amino acids. Lineage: Eukaryota; Heterolobosea; Eutetramitea; Acrasida; Naegleriidae. The transcript is spliced from 2 exons.